Molecule: messenger RNA, 1328 nt
Organism: Mangifera indica (mango)
Lineage: Eukaryota; Viridiplantae; Streptophyta; Magnoliopsida; Sapindales; Anacardiaceae
Product: protein POLYCHOME-like
Exons: 3
Coding region: 318-1037 (239 amino acids)
Biological process (GO): negative regulation of ubiquitin protein ligase activity; regulation of nuclear division
Cellular component (GO): nucleus
Source: RefSeq, a predicted model, not a curated record
GCAUUCAUGCCAUAAGGGGUAAACAAGUCAUUAUGCCCUUCUAGAACGCCCGCCGUUAGCAAAAUUCGAAAUUUGAAAGAUCGCCGCACCUGCUAAAGAUCUUAGUUAGAACCGCUUAUGUUUUUCAUUUGAAAAUUUUGCCAAAUUCACUUCUCUCUUUACCGCAUGUAAAACCGCUCUCUUUUUAUUUAUUUUGUGAUGCACAGCACUGAUUCACCCCAACCCUAGCCUCUUCAGAACACCAGUUUUGCAUUUGUCCCCUUCAAGUAGAUCUUGUUUCUUAAAGUUUUCAGAAGAAAUACGAAACAAGGGAAAAAAUGCCGGAGUCACGUGACAGAUUUGUGAGGCCAGUUGAUAUUGCGACCGUCUUUGCUCAAAAAAGGUCUGGAACUCUCGGAAUCCUCAGAGACGAACCAGAACAGAGUUCAGAUCAAUUGGAAUCUGCAGUCACUCGACUGGCCAAUACAACGGCGGCACGUGGACAAUCGAUAGGUGGUGGUUUGGGGACCCCGAGAAGCGCUUUCGGGCAUAGAAGAAGAAAUGUGUACGGAUUUACAUCGGCGACACGUGGACUAAUGGGAAGAGAGAAUGCGCCGACAGGAAGUACUCGUAGAGGAUCUUUUGCGUUGCCUGCUUGGUACCCGAGGACGCCUCUGAGGGAUAUUACCGCUGUUGUGAGGGCGAUUGAAAGGAGAAGAGCUGGCUUGGGAGAAGUUGAAGGCCUGGAAAGUCCAAUGUCACAGGAUCAAAGGGUAGUUGACCGACUUAGGCCACUGUCAGGUGCUCAGCUAGAGCACGAUACUUCAGUGUUGUCCCCAAAUCCACCCUCUGUUAGUAAAGUGCCUAAGAUUUUGCUUGAUAUCACAAAUCAAGCUGGUGGAGAGUUAGAGUCUGUAACACCUCAGCAGAAAUUAUUGAAUUCAAUUGACAAAGUUGAAAAAGUCAUAAAGGAGGAAUUGAAUAAACAGAAGAGGACCCCAAGUGCUAGGAAAGCUGAGAGGGAGAAAAGGGUUCGUACAUUAAUGUCAAUGCGGUGAUUACUCUAAUUCCCCAGCAAUCAGAUUUCGGAAACAGCAGUGGCCAGAAACCGGACAAACUAGAUUGGGCCCUGCAGUGAGAUUGAUCAUCUUCUGAUGAUCAUUAUUAGCUCUUUAGACAUUGGUCAUCCCAUGAUGAUAUCUUGUUUUUGUUUUUUAAAAUAAUAAAUUAUGUACACAAACAAUGAACAUAAAACCUGUAUACAAUCGAUGACGUAUCACAUGGUGCAAUUAUGUUCAAAUAAUCCUCCAUUACAUGGUUUGUGCUUGUGUUUGCACAAGUUUAUAUUC